AUGCCUGUUGUUUCUGUGCGUAUUAAGGCAGAAAGUGUAAAAUUAAACUGGAUUGGUGUUCCUGUACCUAAAAAUAUUACAGUAAGACGGUUUUAUGAAGAUCUUAUUGCAGGAAACAUUGUUCCUGAGGUGCAGUUGAAUCAUAAAGAUCAUCUGCAACCAGUUAAAGUAGAGUUUUCAUUUAACACAACUGGGCCUUUUAAUGUUGUUAGUAUGGAAUGUAAUAUGAUCGAAGCAAUUGAAGCUUGGGGAAACAGAGUGCAGUAUUAUCAAACAGAUAGUUUAAUGUUACCACCUUCUGAAACGUCAAUUAAUGUUUUUGAACAAAUGAUGAACAAUGCUACCAACUUUAAUCAUCUACCAACAUUUACUAUCUCAGAACAAUCAAAUGCACUAGAGAAAUUAAGAUAUGAUAUUGUUGAAUGGAUUCGUGAAAAUAAUGGUGGAUGGAGCAAAGAUACUGCUAUAACAACCGGAAAAGAAUUUGUUAAAGACUUAGCUGCUGCAUUAUGGUAUGCAGAUAAAUGUGAUUCAGAAAAGUUGAAAAUCCGAGGUUUUGCUAUUCCUAUUGAAAUGGAACAAUCUGCAUGGAUUAGAAGACCUGCAUUUCAUUGGCUUGUUAAUCCGUUAGAGCAAUUAGCUACAAAUUUGUCUCAAUAUCAAGAAUUUUUACAAAAACAGCUAAUAACUGUAACUCAAAAUCAUUUUUCCUUAGAACCAGUUAAAAAAAACAAUAGUUUUCUUACUAUUUUACAGCCCAAUUUGGUUAGAAAAUCUCACAUUAUUGAUCGUUAUCAAACUUUAGUUGAUUUUCUUGAGCAAAGUAACUUUUGGGAAACAAUAAACAUCGAAUCAUUUCUUCCAAAUGAGCCUAUUAUCUUUUCCCAUCAAAAUUUAAAAAAUGAACCAUUUACACCUAUAAAUGCUGCAACAGCUGAAGAUAUUGAUCAAUUAUUUGAUGCUAUUUUAAAAUUAGAUCAAACUAUAUUAAAAACUGAUAAAACCUGGAAAUCUGUUAAAAAUAAG
This is a messenger RNA of Dentiscutata erythropus, 1026 nucleotides long. NCBI's taxonomy places the organism in Eukaryota, Fungi, Glomeromycota, Glomeromycetes, Diversisporales, Gigasporaceae. The record is from the annotation of a GenBank genome assembly.